AUGACACGAGAGAUUGAAGCUGAGCCUUCUCGUAUUCUCGAGCACAUUUAUCUUGGAUCUCGAGCUCAUGCACGUGAUAAGAAUCUUCUUCAACGUCUUCAUAUCACUCACAUUCUUAACGUGACACCUCAAAAGGAAAUGGAUCCCGUUGCGGGAGUGCCUAAUUUCUUUGAAAAGGACAAGACAUUUAUUUAUCAACGCUGUUCAAUAUUUGACAAUAAAGCACAAGAUCUUUCAAGUGUCCUCGACUCUUCCAUCACAUUUAUUGAGCAAGCGAAAUACUAUGGUCGAAUCCUUGUACAUUGUAAUAAAGGAGUGAGUCGCUCGACGUCAAUGAUUCUUGCAUACCUUAUUAAGUAUCAAACCAUGACAUUCGAUCAAGCCUUGACUUUUGUCAUUGAACGUCAUCCGAUAGCAAAUCCAAAUGCCAACUUUCGACAACAAUUGCACGAGUUUGAAUGUCAAGUACAUCGACAAGCGUCAAGCAAGAAAAGAUCACGCGCUCUUUGUAAUGCCAAUGAAAAGAAAGAUUCCGUCAAGUUCAUUGGACCUCAAUUGCCAUAUACAUCAAACACUGAUGACAAUCGUACGACGAAACAAUUGAAAACGGAGAAUAAAGUGAUUGGGCCAAGUCUUCCACCAUCUAGUGAAUCUUAA
Messenger RNA from Plasmopara halstedii, 657 nucleotides. RefSeq names its product dual specificity protein catalytic domain-containing. Gene Ontology annotation, molecular function: MAP kinase tyrosine/serine/threonine phosphatase activity; protein tyrosine/threonine phosphatase activity. Gene Ontology annotation, biological process: negative regulation of MAPK cascade; protein dephosphorylation. Gene Ontology annotation, cellular component: cytoplasm. The record is from RefSeq and is a predicted model, not a curated record. The transcript is spliced from 3 exons. The coding region runs from base 1 to 657 and encodes 218 amino acids. Lineage: Eukaryota; Oomycota; Peronosporomycetes; Peronosporales; Peronosporaceae.